UUUGCUUCAUCGUCCAUCCCUGCUACCACAUACAUUUGCUUCAGCUCCCAAAUUAAGAAUUAUACUCUUAGUUGAUCAAAAUAUAUAUAAAACAUUGUUAGCUCACUAACCACCCACUAACGUACAGGCGAUAAAAUGGCAAGAACAGAAACUGUUGCAGCAUGGGCUAUUGCAGCAGGGAAUGCUGUGGCAGCAAUUUUUGGGAUCUUCGCCUGGGUAGCCCAUGUCCCUCCAAAGGUAGACACCGUAAUUCAGGUUAUAGAAGCAAUCGGUAUUGGUUGUGCUCUUAUAGCUCUUAUUUGUUUGGGAUGUCAAACUAGCCGCAAAAGCCGCCUCUCGCCAUGUUGUCUCCACGGGUUGCUUUAUUGGAUCAUAUGGCUGUUGACCAUCGCAGGAGGUUUGUCUGUAGUGUUACGAAUUCUCAUCGGUGUUGGAAUUCUUUUUUGCUUUUCGGCGGCGGUGUGUGUUGGGGUUUUCUACCGCAAAAAAGCUCCGGACUCUUCAUAAUACAGUAAUAUAACCCGGAUUCUGGAAAGAAUCUAUAUAUCAUCAAGAAAGGCCCGGCCCUAAUCUAUCUAUUUCAUCACCACUGUGUUAGCCUGCAGCCAGCUGGAAGCUAAUUUAUGUUUAUGUUUCUCUUUCUCUUGUAAUUCAAUCUGAAUUCAAUGAGUAUUGUCAGAUUGGUAGGAUCCAAGUAUAGUAAUCUUAUUUAAUUAAUGCAUCACCUUCGUUAUUUUUUGUAUCACUUUCUUUAUUUAUUAAUUGCAACAUUGUUGAAUUUUGUGUUAUUCCCUUAUUCUAGUUUGAC
Molecule: messenger RNA, 808 nt
Organism: Cuscuta europaea
Lineage: Eukaryota; Viridiplantae; Streptophyta; Magnoliopsida; Solanales; Convolvulaceae
Source: the annotation of a GenBank genome assembly